Molecule: messenger RNA, 1884 nt
Organism: Phaedon cochleariae (mustard beetle)
Lineage: Eukaryota; Metazoa; Arthropoda; Insecta; Coleoptera; Chrysomelidae
Source: the annotation of a GenBank genome assembly
AUGCAGCCGAAUAUGCUACGGAAUAUUGUGAGGGAGAUACUGAGGGAAUGUUAUCCAAGAAAAUUGAAGCCCAACGAAAAUUUCAUUUCUUUUUUCGUUCAGUUGCUGUUAUUGGAUCCAAAUUGGGGUAUAACGGAAAACUUCAUGAACUCCCGUUCGAACGUCCAGAAUUUGGUGAAAUAUGUGAUCACAAAACUUGAAGCACACGACACAAAAAUACUGACAUUGAAAACGCAGUUUUAUUUCACAUGUAAUCUACAAUACAUUGAUAAUGUAACAAAAUGCAACAGAGAAUCGAUUUUGGAGAGAUUGGCCCCGUUGAAAGCCGAAAUACUUUCAGGAGAUUAUACUAAUCAGGGAUACGACAACUUGAGAAGGAAUAUUGCAGUUUACGUAACUUUUGUUAGUGGAUUGGGAAAUCCCGGGUUGAGUGUGGUAUUAGCUGAAGCUCUAGCUGCUUUGAGGAGUAUAAUGAGCGAGGUGGAAGCUGUCGAAUUCACCAGAGCUCCAAACUAUAUCAAAGAAAAGCAACUAGAGCACUUGAGGAAAGUAUUGUGUGGAAUAAGAUUGUUCAAUAAGGAUUCUGAUAAAGGUGGAGCUGGGAUAGAAAAUUUGCCGCAUUUAUUGAACAAGGCAAUAAGAGUUGUCAAAGCUGAGAUCCAAUCGGCUCUAGUGCGCAUCAUGGAGAGGGUCAAUUUGUUCACCUUGGUGGUUGAUAAAUGCUACGUCAUGAAAGAAUGUUUGGGACAUAACAAGAUGGUGUGCGAAAUUCCGAUAGAUGUUGAUCCUACUUUUAUAGAUACUAUGAAAGGAUUACUGCUCAUGCACCGACAAAACGAACUGUUUGUGAGGAAUAUAAUAGAACUCACAGAGAAAAUGGAAGAAUAUGUGGCCAAUCUCUACCAAUCACUCGAUGCACAACUAAGGGAAACUCAUAAGACUGUUCACAUGAGACUUGCUGUGCCUGUUGAUGUAAUUUUCCCAUUAUUUGAGACUCUGUCAGAUUUAUGGAGUGAUUUCCAAGACCAAGUUAUAUUACUGUCGAAAUAUAAUGAUAUAGUCAACAACCUGGAGACAUACUCAAGCUUCGUACGGUUCGAUAUGGAAGUCCUAGAAUUGGUUUUGGAUAGCAUCAAUAAUGAUUCUAUGGGCGAGAAUAAUCGAUCAGAAGAAUCCGUGCAUUGCCAACUGGUUUCACAAAACGAGGAGGUGGAGAUAUUGAGCUUAGACAGCUUUGCAAAUCCUGAAGAAGUUAAAUUGCAGUACUUGGGAUUUUGUUGUUGGAAACUGGUUGAAACAGAUGGUGGAUUAAUCCCAGGAGUUACGAAUAUGGGCAUCGCAAAAUUUCAAAAUAAGUAUUAUGCUUUCUCCACCCCAGAAGCUUGUGUGGAAUUUUGCAAGAAACCAGGAGAAUAUAUUAAUCACGUUUUGAAUCUCGGAAGGAGGAUGCCAGAAUUCAUUAGAUUUCUAGAUUUGAUGGAAGAAUUGCAACAAGUUAUUGGAACAGAUAUGUUAGUUGAAGAGAUGGAAGUUGUUAAAGUAAUUGGAGAGAAAGAAGUACAAUUCGAAGCCACUUAUGUUCAAGCUCCACACAUUGAACAUAAGUAUAAAUGGAACAUUUGGGAUCUAAGAAGGGAAGCCUUAGUUCUGGCGAAUGUAUCUAAUUGCACAACAACAUCCACUCAAACUCUGAAGAAUCAUAGCACACAAUCCAUAAGGACUCAAACUUAUCUACAGAAGAAUAAAGAAGUACAGACAAAUAAGGAUGCCUAUACCAACGUGCCGAAACCAAAAACUUUCAUAUUUGGACUAAGAGGGAGGAGGGAUGACAAAGAAAUUCGGAUAUUUUUUUACGGCAUAUUGAUUGUGGGAUUUACCUUUUAA